UCGCCAUUGGUUCCACUUCCGUGUGUCACAGCAUUAUCACUCCCCCCAAAAUGACAACAACACCAUAGGCAGAUUCGACAGACAGACACAAGACAGCCGUUGGGGUGGAGCACCGCUACGAACGCACAAAAAAACAACGCUGCAAAUUGUUUCCAAUACGUUGUCGUCGGGUGACAGAAAGAUGAACUGUCGCUUCCAAGCUGAGGAAUUUUUGUCAGCUCAGCCCACCGAGUGACUCCCCGUCACAGGAGCCUCUAUGGCGGGGCUGUCUCACUUGGUGCUCCGCUUCUCGGGCACCGCGGGUCGCACAUACGGAGUGUUUUCUAAAGGCUUGACCAGGACUUUGAUGAUAUUUUUUGAUUUGGCCUGGCGACUGAGAAUCAGGUUCCCUUACAUCUACCUUGUCGCCUCCAUGAUGUUUAACGUCAGACUCCAGAGACUGGACAGUCCCAAGUUUCUCAAGCAAAGAGGUUACUUCAAGACGUCUCUCAAUGGUCCAUAUUGAGAUCCACUGAGGUGUUGAUGACGCCGCUGGAACCGCACGCCAAGCGUCAGCUCUGUCACCCGGAUGAGGAUAAUGACGACGCUCGCACUGCCAGCCAGGUGACGAAGGGCACUCAGAUCCUUUCCUCGGGCCUUCAGGCGACGAGUCCAGUGCCUUUUGCAGGGGGAGGACAGCAGCGUUGGCCGCCACAUACAGGACGGCGUCAUGUUUGAGAUUUAUUUUUCUUUCUUUUUCCCAGCAUGACACCUUGCCUUUUGGCCGUCUCAUGUUUUCUGCAGUGAAAUAUCACUUUUAUGUGUCGGUUUUGGACACUUAACACUUGAACUGAGGUUGCUGUCUAGUCAGGUGCACUGGCUACCUCACCACAGCACCCCCUACUGGAAGCUUUUAUUGAAGGAAAGGCAUGUUGUGCUCAUGUCGUUUUCACACUCAUGGUUAUAUUUCCGCAUAUUGUCUUCAGUACUGGAAGGGUGGCAUUCACAAACAUCAUAACGUGCAUUUUGUUGUUUAUUUCUGUCGCUGUGGGAGGAUAAGGUGCAACACUGAUGAUUAAUUAAUUUGUAAAGCAAUAAAUUAAUGAAAUCAACUGCCACAACUUUUUUUAUAUAGAAGUGUUUCUGAAUGUGUAUAAUCAUUAUUGUACAUCACGGGUGUACAAAGUGUGGCUUGGAGGCCAUUCACGACACGCAGCUAAUUUUUUCUUGGCCCACAGCAUGUUCAUUCAUUCAUUCAUUUUCUACCGCUUUUCCUCACAAGGGUCGCGGGGGUGCUGGAGCCUAUGCC
Doryrhamphus excisus (bluestripe pipefish) is the source of this 1288-nucleotide messenger RNA. The record is from RefSeq and is a predicted model, not a curated record. NCBI's taxonomy places the organism in Eukaryota, Metazoa, Chordata, Actinopteri, Syngnathiformes, Syngnathidae.